Aspergillus campestris IBT 28561 is the source of this 1452-nucleotide messenger RNA. Its product is annotated as phosphoesterase-domain-containing protein. Gene Ontology annotation, biological process: phospholipid catabolic process. Gene Ontology annotation, molecular function: hydrolase activity, acting on ester bonds. The coding region runs from base 1 to 1452 and encodes 483 amino acids. The record is from RefSeq and is a predicted model, not a curated record. The transcript has 7 exons. Lineage: Eukaryota; Fungi; Ascomycota; Eurotiomycetes; Eurotiales; Aspergillaceae.
AUGAAGUUGUCAUGGACGGUUGUAUCUACGCUGGCCGCUCUCACCUCGGCGCGGCCUCAGGAGCAGGACGCGAGGACCUGGAGUCACCUCCGAUCCAACAUCAAACAUGUUGUCUACCUGAUGAUGGAGAACCACUCCUUUGACAACAUCGCCGGCUAUUGGGAUUUCCACCCGGACAUCGACAACCUGCGCAAUAUCAAAUACUGCAACGAGUACACCAACCGCAACUGGACGGUGUGGGACGAGCCGCUGGAGAUCUGCGCCUCUCCAUACGAGACAGAAGUGCCGCUGGAGGACCCGGACCACGAGUUUGCCGGGGUCACAUAUGAGAUCUACCGCAAGUGGAAUGCCACCAACGACGAUGUGCCCAACAUGGGCGGCUUCGUCGAACGGCAGUCGGACAAGUACCACUCGUCGCCAGGAGAGUCGGGGUUUGUUAUCAAGGCGUAUGAUACGAAGAAGUCGGCUACGCUGGCGGAGAUUGGCGAGAACUUUGCGUUCUUCGACUCUUAUUUCGCCGAACACCCCGGGCCCACGAACCCCAAUCGCCAAUUUGCGACGUCGGGGUCUACCUGCGGGAUGGUGGAUAACGGCAACCAGGCCGCGGGUUUCUUCCACAACGUGACGGGGACGACGUGCGCGAAGUCCAUCUUUGAGUCUCUGAGCGAGAGGGGGAUCAGCUGGAAGAACUAUUAUGAGACGGACAUUAUAGAUGGUUGGAUGUACAAGUGGGUACAAGACAACGCCCAAGACCACCUCGCGCACGCAGACGAGUUCUAUAGCGACCUAGAGGAGGGCACCCUGCCCACUUUCUCUUAUAUCAACCCAGAGUGCUGCACAGUCGACUCGAUGCACCCGACGAGCAACAUGGCAGCGGGCGAGCAGAUGAUCAAGCAUUUGUACGACGCGGUGCGGCGUUCAAAGUACUGGGACAAUGAAAUAUCUCACAAUGCUAACGAAGAACUCAGUCUGAUCAUUAUCAACUUCGACGAGCACGGGGGAUUCGCCGACCACGUUCCCCCACCCGCGAACGUGCCACAACCCGAAGACGGCAUCACUUUUGACGGGAAGUCGGAAGGCCGCGACGUGACCUAUGACUUUACCCGACUGGGAGUGCGUGUCCCCGCCUUCUUAAUAUCCCCCUACAUCAAAGCCAACACGCUCAUCCACGACGCGGGCACAAUGUACGCUUCCGACUCCGCCUACACGCACACCUCAAUCCUACACUUCCUGCAAGAACUCUGGGGCCUGAAGGGUCUGAACAACCGGGUACAGUGGGCCAAGACAUUCGAGCACGUAUUCUCCAGAAAGAAGCGAUACGAUACGCCGAUGAAGUUGAAAACGCCGCGCUGGUACGGGAGUAGCUGGGAGCCGAAGCCGGAGCCGUUUUACCUGUUGAAUCAGGAUGAGGAGUAUUAUGCUCGGCGGAAGUUGCUUGAGAAGCAAGAAUAG